Messenger RNA from Esox lucius (northern pike), 774 nucleotides. Its product is annotated as galectin-3-like. The coding region runs from base 114 to 533 and encodes 139 amino acids. NCBI's taxonomy places the organism in Eukaryota, Metazoa, Chordata, Actinopteri, Esociformes, Esocidae. The record is from RefSeq and is a predicted model, not a curated record. Gene Ontology annotation, molecular function: carbohydrate binding; IgE binding; laminin binding. Gene Ontology annotation, cellular component: nucleus; immunological synapse. Gene Ontology annotation, biological process: eosinophil chemotaxis; positive regulation of calcium ion import; negative regulation of endocytosis. The transcript has 6 exons.
CAACUGGAGCUUACCUAUGCAGUUGUAACAAGGGUUAUUGAUUCACAAGAAUUCAGGUGAGUAACAUUCGUGUUUUGACUGGUCUGUCUCCAUGAGUAAGUCGACCUGAUAAAAUGAAUAGUGUCCCACAGAAACAUUACCUGCCUAGGGGCUGCUACAAUGGGAUGACCAUCACCGUUAAAGGAAUGGUUAAGCCGAAUGCCAAAAAGUUCGCAUUGAACUUGUCCAAAGGAAAUGACAUUGCCCUACAUGUCAACCCCCGCUUCGAUGAAAUGGGCAAGAAAACGAUUGUGUGUAACAGUAUGAUAGGAGGUCGCUGGGGCAAAGAGGAGAGACACAACACCUACUUCCCAUUUAUUCAGGGAAAUCCUUUUGAGAUGAAGAUCAUGUGCACUGACAUGGAGUUUAAGGUGGCAGUGAACAACAUUCAAUUCAUCGAUUUCAAAAAUCGCAUUCAUGACCUCGCGUCGAUCAAGAUGCUGGAUGUCCACUGUGAUAUCACCCUAACAUCUGUGGAUAUCAUCUCUAUCUAAUAUCUAACUGUUGGUUCCAGUCAUAGGCUUGACCAUUCUAGUCAUUUCUAUCAGGUUAUAUGAAUGAGUCCCGCAACCUAGAGAUUAAACAGAAACAUACAGAAGAUUGGGUCCUCUGCUCUUAUCUAUGACUAUCAUAUUCUGUACUUCUACUAGACCAGACCAAUCAAUUCUUUGUGUGGAAAUGCAUAAAAUGAUUACAAUCUUCGAAUAAAGGAGUUUCCCAACAUUUUGAAGUGAC